Molecule: messenger RNA, 2174 nt
Organism: Labeo rohita (rohu)
Lineage: Eukaryota; Metazoa; Chordata; Actinopteri; Cypriniformes; Cyprinidae
Gene: hnf4g
Product: hepatocyte nuclear factor 4, gamma
Exons: 10
Coding region: 511-1758 (415 amino acids)
Biological process (GO): anatomical structure development; regulation of transcription by RNA polymerase II; cell differentiation
Cellular component (GO): nucleus
Molecular function (GO): nuclear receptor activity; RNA polymerase II cis-regulatory region sequence-specific DNA binding; zinc ion binding
Source: RefSeq, a predicted model, not a curated record
AAAUAAAAUAAAAAAAACAAAACAAACUAAAAUAAAAAUAAGUAAAAUAAAAUAAAAAAUAAAAAUAUCAAAUAAAUAAAUAAGCAUUUUGUUGAUGUUAAUCAAGUGUGUAAGUAAUUAUCAAGCGUGCAAUAUGCAAAAUUCACAUUUCGAGUUGAAUUUUGCAUGCAAAUACAUUUAAUAUAGUGUAUGAAAGCAUUUGGACGGAUUGGUUGUUGUAUUCCUCUCAUUUGUAUAUAAAUCUUGGCAUUCUUCAGCUUUCUUUAAUUGUCUUGUGCUGGGAUUGUGCACCCAAAAAGCACAUUUGUCAUCAUUUACUCGCAGUUAUAUCCAAACUGUAUGAAUUUCUUUCAUCUGUGAAACACAAAAGAAGAUAUUUUGAUAAAUGUCCCAGAUGUUUUUUUUCCCAGAUGUUGUCAAUGGUAACCAAAAUUGUUUCAUUACCAAUAACUUUCAAUAUAUCUGCAGAAGAAAGUACGUCAUACAGAUUUGGAACAACAUGAUGAAAAUAUGCCGACAGAGCCCAACAUCAGUCAAGGAGAAAAUGGCGUGAACUCCAACUGCGCAAUCUGUGGCGAUAAAGCCACAGGUAAACAUUAUGGCGCUUCCAGCUGUGAUGGCUGCAAAGGCUUCUUUCGCCGGAGCAUCAGAAAGAGUCACGUCUACUCCUGCAGGUUUAAUCGUCAAUGUGUUGUUGAUAAAGACAAACGGAACCAGUGCCGUUUCUGCAGACUUCACAAAUGCUUUCGAGCUGGAAUGAAGAAAGAAGCCGUGCAAAAUGAGCGGGACCGUAUCAGCUCGAGGAGGAACAUACAAGACUCACAUGACCUGCCGCCAAUCACGGCCCUGGCUCACGCUGAAGCUCUUUCGCAGCAGAUCAACGCCGCCAGCCCAAUGGGCCCUGCUGAUGUUUCAGAGAAAAAAUCAGCCACUAUCAGUGACGUCUGUGAAUCUAUGAAGCAACAGCUGCUUGUUCUGGUAGAGUGGGCUAAAUACAUCCCAGCCUUCGGCGAAUUGCCACUUGAUGACCAGGUUAGUUUAUUACGAGCUCAUGCCGGAGAGCAUCUUCUGCUUGGUGUGGCUAAGAGGUCAAUGCCAUACAAAGAUCUCUUGCUUCUAGGAAAUGGCUGCGUUGUCCAUCGAAACUGCCCAGAGCCGGAAAUAGGCCGUGUAUCUAACCGAGUCUUGGAUGAACUGGUUCUGCCCUUCCAGGACAUCCAAAUUGAUGACAAUGAAUACGCAGCUCUAAAGGCCAUAGUGUUCUUCGACCCUGAUGCCAAAAGCUUAAGAGACCCCUCUAAGAUCAAGGCGAUGCGCUAUCAGGUUCAAAUGAGUCUGGAAGACUACAUUAAUGACCGGCAGUAUGACUCGCGUGGGCGAUUCGGCGAGCUUUUGCUGCUGCUUCCUACUCUGCAAAGCAUCACCUGGCAGAUGAUUGAGCAGCUACAGUUUAUCAAGCUUUUCGGUCUUGCCAAGAUAGAUAACCUGCUGCAGGAGAUGCUUCUUGGGGGUCUAACCACGGAGCAACCUCACUUACAUCACAAUGGUCACCCUCAGGUUCCAUUAAUGGGACAGACCAUAGUCAUUAGCUCCAUUCCAGGACCUGCACACUCACAGCAGAUGGCAUCCCCAGAUACCCCCAUUCCAUCUCCUACUUCAGUACAGAACCAGGAGGCCUACAAACCCUCUGCCAGCCCGGCUCUCCUGCUCCCACCACAGCCCAUGCCAAACAGACCCUCUCCUGAGCCUCCCCUAUGAGUCUCUUCUUUGCCACAGGCACUGUGUGUUUGUAUAUGUGUAAAUUGUGUGAGUUACACUCUUCCCUACAUCCAACACAACAUAUUUAUCUGAUCGAAAGAGAACUUUUGAAACAAAUUCCAAAUUUCAAAAUUUCAAAAUCAAAGUGGAUCACCACUAAUUGAAAAAUGUAUUUCAUUACGCAUCUGACAUACUAGCAGAUCUGGGGUUUUCCUUGUAUCAGCUUACCACAGGCAACCUUGUAAAAAUAGACAAUAUUCGUUUAUUAAUAAAAAAUGGUAUCAACAUUUUUUGUAUUAAUAAAAAGUCAAGAUUUAAUUUAUUAACAAAAUAAUACUAUGCAACUCUAAAGAAAUGUUAGUUAUUUUUUGAAAAUGUGCCCUCAAACACAAUAAAUAAAUGCUCUUAGUGCCUAA